Asparagus officinalis (garden asparagus) is the source of this 1545-nucleotide messenger RNA. RefSeq names its product glucan endo-1,3-beta-glucosidase 14. Lineage: Eukaryota; Viridiplantae; Streptophyta; Magnoliopsida; Asparagales; Asparagaceae. Gene Ontology annotation, cellular component: plasma membrane. Gene Ontology annotation, molecular function: hydrolase activity, hydrolyzing O-glycosyl compounds. Gene Ontology annotation, biological process: carbohydrate metabolic process. The transcript has 4 exons. The record is from RefSeq and is a predicted model, not a curated record. The coding region runs from base 111 to 1199 and encodes 362 amino acids.
UCUUGAUUUUGUUUCAGAUUUGAGCGUUAUUGAUUUUCCUAACCCUAAAAAAUGUGGGAUAAAGCUUUGUUCUUCUGAGUGAUUUGCCAUUGACGGAGCGAGGGAAUUCCAUGGGUGAAAUCCACCAAGCUUUCAGUCUCACAGUCGGAAUCAACUAUGGCCAAAUUGCCAAUAACCUUCCUUCACCUACCCAAGUUGUCCAUCUUCUCCAAUCUCUUAACAUUAACAGAGUGAAGCUCUACGAUGCAGACCCAAAUGUCCUUACUGCCUUUCUCAACACCAACGUCGAGUUCAUUAUUGGAAUUGGCAAUGAGUAUGUUGCAUCCAUGACAAAUCCCUCAAAUGCUCAAGCCUGGCUCCAACAGCACGUCCAGCCUUACAUUCACAACACCAGGAUCACCUGUAUCACUGUUGGAAAUGAGGUCAUUUCAGGCAAUGACACUGUUUUGAAAACCAACUUGCUCCCUGCUAUGAAAUCAGUGUACCAAGCUCUCGUCACCCUUGGAUUGGAUAAGCAAGUAAAUCUUACCACUGCACAUUCCCUUGAUAUCUUAGGGAACUCCUACCCUCCUUCUUCUGGCUCUUUUCACCCAGAUUAUGCACAGUAUAUUCAACCCCUUUUAAGCUUCCAUGCCAUGACAAAGACCCCAUUUCUCAUAAAUGCUUAUCCUUACUUUGCCUACAAAUCUGACCCUGGCUCAGUCUCAUUGGAUUAUGUACUAUUCCGUCCUAAUUCAGGGUUCACUGACUCAAAUACCAAUCUGAAGUAUGACAAUAUGCUUUAUGCUAUGAUCGAUUCAGUUUAUGCUUCGAUUCAAGCUAUGGGGCAUACAGAUAUCGAUGUAAGGAUUUCUGAAACUGGUUGGCCAUCGAAAGGGGAUCCUGAUGAGGUAGGAGCUACCCCUGAGAAUGCUGCAAUAUAUAAUGGCAAUUUGUUGCAAAGGAUAGAAAUGAAUCAAGGAACCCCCAUGAGGCCAUCUACACCCAUUGACAUCUAUGUGUUUGCAUUGUUCAAUGAGAAUUUAAAGCCAGGGCCAGCAUCAGAGAGAAACUAUGGCUUGUUUUACCCCGAUGGAACACCAGUCUAUAAUAUCGGAUUGCAUGGAUAUCUUCCAAUGAUGAUAUCAUCUUCUAGUUUGUUGGUUGUCCCUUGGUUGCACUUGUACUUUUUUGCCGUAGCUUCGCUUUUCUUAUUUUGACAACCAGAGAUGUACUCCUGAACUAGAAGUAGGAAGAGGAUGGAGAACAACCGAUGAGCGAAGGCAUCUUCAACCUACAAUGUAAUACUCAAGUGUCAUCCAUCCAUCAACCUUGAGCACUGGCAAUGAGGUUCAUGAAUAUACAUAACUAACGUGGAGGCAUACACCGAUCAUAAUUAGCGAUGUGCCCCGAUGCAUGCUUGAGAUUUCUAUGUUCUUCAAGAAAUCGGGCACAGAGUAAAUAUACUAACAAAUUUUGAAUUACAGAUUCUUGAUUAGGUUCGGAAUAAACUCAGCCGGCAUCACGUACAUUACGUGUAAAGCUACAAUAUCGACGGUUGGAGCU